This is a messenger RNA of Ornithodoros turicata, 2033 nucleotides long. Its product is annotated as tubulin gamma-1 chain-like. NCBI's taxonomy places the organism in Eukaryota, Metazoa, Arthropoda, Arachnida, Ixodida, Argasidae. The coding region runs from base 117 to 1487 and encodes 456 amino acids. The record is from RefSeq and is a predicted model, not a curated record. Gene Ontology annotation, cellular component: gamma-tubulin complex; nucleus; cytoplasm. Gene Ontology annotation, molecular function: structural constituent of cytoskeleton; GTP binding. The transcript is spliced from 11 exons. Gene Ontology annotation, biological process: mitotic sister chromatid segregation; mitotic cell cycle; cytoplasmic microtubule organization.
AGAAGCCAAAUCCGAUGCCAGUCCAAUCCAACACGUUCACUGGCCACUUUCGCGCAUUCGUUUGCAUUUGCUUUCUAUAUUCGUGAUUUUCCUUUACCAAUCGUUCAUUACACAGAAUGCCGCGCGAAAUGAUUAUGUUGCAACUCGGCCAGUGCGGCAAUCAGAUUGGAUUUGAGUUCUGGAAGAAACUGUGUGCAGAACACGGGAUCAGUCCAGAGGGCGUCCUAGAAAAUUUUGCCACCGAAGGAAUAGAUAGGAAGGAUGUGUUUUUUUACCAGGCGGACGACCAACUUUAUAUUCCCCGUGCCGUUCUCUUGGACCUGGAGCCACGGGUUAUUAACACUAUAAUGAAUUCUCCUUACGCGAAGCUGUACAACCAGGAGAAUGUAUAUCUGUCCCAGUCUGGAGGAGGAGCCGGGAAUAACUGGGCCGUGGGAUUUUCUCAAGGGGAGCGUCUAUUCGAAGACAUAUUUGAGAUAAUAGACAGAGAAGCUGAGGGCAGCGAUUCCCUGGAGGCCUUCGUGCUCUGCCACUCGAUAGCUGGGGGCACUGGUUCCGGUAUGGGCUCCUUCAUUCUCGAGCAUUUGAAUGACAGGUUUCCGAAGAAACUUGUGCAAACGUACUCGGUGUUUCCGAACCAGGACGAGAUGAGCGACGUGGUUGUGCAACCGUAUAACUCCCUCCUCACCCUCAAACGGUUGGCGUUGAACGCAGACUGCGUCGUGGUCCUCGACAAUGCUGCUCUCAACCAGAUAGCUGUGGACAGGCUGCAUAUUGAAAACCCUUCCUUCGCACAUAUUAACAGUUUGGUUUCAACCAUUAUGAGUGGCAGCACUGCAACUUUGAGGUACCCUGCCUAUAUGAACAACGACUUGAUAAGCAUCGUGGCGCCGCUAAUUCCUACGCCUCGUCUGCAUUUCCUAAUGACUGGGUACACCCCUCUGACAACGGACCAAGAGGCACCGAGCAUUCGCAAAACUACCGUACUAGACGUCAUGCGUCGUCUGCUUCAGCCCAAGAACAUGAUGGUGUCUGUGGCGCACGACCGCUCAGUUAACCACUGCUACAUCAGUAUACUCAAUAUCAUUCAAGGCGAAGUGGACCCCACUCAGGUUCACAAAAGCCUGCAGAGGAUCAGGGAACGGAAGAUGGUCCAGUUCAUACCGUGGGGUCCAUCUAGCAUCCAGGUGGCGCUGUCGAGGAAAUCUCCGUAUGUUCAGACGCAGCACCGUGUCAGCGGCCUCAUGCUGGCUAACCACAGUGGCAUUAGCUCGUUGUUCCAGCGAACACUGCAGCAGUUUGACAAGCUGCGCAAACGGGAGGCCUUUCUGGAGCAGUUCCGCAAGGAGCCCAUGUUCAGAGACAGCCUGGAGGAACUGGACUCUUCUCGCGAAGUCGUGCAGAACCUGGCAGACGAGUAUGUUGCGGUUACCAGGCCAGACUACUUGAACUGGGGCAGCAAACAGGCUGGUGUGGAUGCAAGCUGAGCUGGAAUUGCAGGGAAGAAUGAUUCUCCGUAAAUGUCUCGUAAACAUCCUGUUUUACAUUUGUACCAAGCAUAUUAUAUCCGAAUAAUAUAAGUGGCAACAUUGUUGGCGAUAGUUUACAGCAGUUCCCUUUUGCUGUUAGAUAAUGUCCCUCGGAUAUUUGUUGGACGUGACUGUUUUGCCACUUUUAUAUUUGCCUCGUAUGGUAAUGAGGCGUAAGGGCUUGAACUAACGUUAUAUAUUAAUGCAUGUCCCUCACUUUGUGUCUUCUUGUAGAUACUUGUACUCUGUACAUACGUAGGAAUGCCAUACCUUUGCGUACAAUUUAAUCAACAUUACCAUUUCAUUAGCCAUUGUGAAGCUGCUGCUGUACGCUUAUAUGUAUAUAUUUUUUGCCGUAUUUAUUGCUCGAGUACACCGUUGUUGAUGUUGAAUUUCUUUAGAUCACUGUAAAUACUGGGAGGCAUAACAAGCAUUGUGGGAAGUGCAUAUUGGAUGUGUUUGUUUCCUCGUGUUUGAGUAACAUAUAAAAGGUUACUUGUGAAA